Messenger RNA from Cuscuta campestris, 4136 nucleotides. The record is from the annotation of a GenBank genome assembly. Lineage: Eukaryota; Viridiplantae; Streptophyta; Magnoliopsida; Solanales; Convolvulaceae.
AUUAAAAUUUGAUCAGAUAAAAAAUGAGUGAGAAGAAUAUUUUUGGGUUCUAUUUUAAAAAAGGUCAGGUAUGGUAAGUAAAUGACGGAAAGUGGAAACUACACACAGAGGUUAGACCUUAGAAGAUUCGUUGAAGUAAUAAUUACGGAGUACUAACAUUUGGGCACGAAAUGAAGAGACUUCAAGGUGUGAUUUAUGGUGGAUGUGGUGGGUCAUCCGGGUCGGGUCAGCUACAAAUGGGAUUUGUUGGUAAAUGUCAGUAGGUGCCCCACUGCCCAGGGUUGGGGCUGUGGUUUGCAUUGACCCGGAAGUGAAUACACUGAGGUAUUGAAUUGGAGCUUCAGCUGGUUUAGGUCACCGGAAAAGCUUGAUCAUCAAUCAAGCACACAUGCAUGUCUGUGAUGGGGACUGAACUAGUUAGCCAUUGUGUCAAGGAAGAAACUAUAGAUAUGUCGACAAUUCCGCCUGGAUUUGAAUCACUUGCAUCCUUCACCUUGGAAAAAACCAAAGAUAGCAAAAACAAAACUAGUUUCUCCACCACUUCAAGUGAAUUGCAAUUACAGAGAGCUAAGGUGGAAACAGAUUUCAAGUGCCCGGAGGAUGCAAAUUUGAAGUCUGUAAGGCGUAGGUCUCAAGUUGAGAACAGCUCAGAAGAUGAAUCUGAGUGUGAUCAGAAAGUCCUCAAAAGGCCCCAGCUCCCAAAAGGGGUUAUCCGUGGAUGCGAAGAUUGUGUCAAUUGCCAAAAGGUGGUUGCACAAUGCCGUCCAGAAGAAGCACGCAGGCCUGAUCUUCAGAAUGCUCCAGUGUUCUAUCCGACUGAAGAGGAAUUUCAAGAUACUCUAAAAUAUAUUGCAAGUAUACGUCCAAAAGCUGAAGCACAUGGAAUUUGCCGCAUUGUACCUCCUGCUUCGUGGAAACCUCCGUGUCCCCUCAAAGAAAAGAGUAUAUGGGAAAAAUCCAAAUUUAAUACUCGAAUACAGAGGAUAGACAAACUUCAGAAACGAGACUCAAUAACUAAAACAUCGAAGCUUAAUUUUCAUAAGAAAAAGAAAAGGAAAAGAUGCACCAAGGCAGGGCCGGAUCAAAACAGUGCCAGUUGUGAUGUCAAGGUUCCUGGUGAAGCUGCAAGUUUUCACUCUGAGUGGUUUGGGUUUGAACCUGGCCCAGAGUUUACUCUGGAUUCAUUUCAGAAAUAUGCCGAUGAUUUCAAGGCCCAGUACUUCAGAAAUCAUGAAGGGCGUUGUGAGCCCUCAGUGGAAAAUAUUGAAGGUGAAUAUUGGCGGAUGGUUGAGAAACCCACUGAAGAAAUAGAGGUGCUUUAUGGGGCUGACUUGGAAACAGGAACAUUUGGUAGUGGGUUUCCUAAAAGUUCCCAUCAAGUAGGGUCCGCUCCUGACAUGAAAUACAUAAGUUCCGGGUGGAACUUAAAUAACUUUCCAAGACUUCCAGGCUCACUUCUUUCAUAUGAAAGCAGUGAUAUAUCUGGUGUUUUGGUACCUUGGCUGUAUAUUGGAAUGUGCUUUUCUUCUUUCUGCUGGCAUGUUGAAGAUCACCAUCUAUACUCACUGAAUUACAUGCAUUGGGGAGCUCCAAAAUUGUGGUAUGGUAUUCCUGGGGCAGAUGCCAUUAAGUUGGAAGCUGCUAUGAGGAAACACUUGCCUGACCUCUUUGAUGAGCAGCCAGACUUGCUUCAUAAGCUGGUCACACAACUUUCGCCCUCCAUACUAAAGUCCGAAGGAGUGCCUGUUUACCGAUGUGUUCAAAAAAAGGGGGAGUUUGUUCUGACCUUCCCCCGAGCAUACCAUGCAGGCUUCAAUUGCGGCUUCAAUUGUGCCGAAGCAGUAAAUGUAGCUCCAGUUGACUGGUUGCCUCAUGGACAAAAUGCUAUUGAGCUCUAUUCUGGUCAAGGCAGGAAGACUUCUAUUUCCCAUGACAAACUAUUACUUGGGGCUGCCCGUGAUGCAGUAAAAGCACAUUGGGAACUUAGUUUACUGAAGAAGAAUACGUCAGAUAAUUUAAGAUGGAGAGAUGUGUGUGGGAAAGAUGGGAUUUUGUCCAAGGCAUUGAAGACGCGUAUUGAAAUGGAACGGGUAAGGAGGGAGUUUCUUUGCAAAACCUCACAAGCCUUAAAAAUGGAGAGCAGUUUUGAUUCUACUAGUGAGAGAGAAUGCAGUGUAUGCUUUUUUGAUCUGCAUCUUUCUGCAACAGGGUGUCACAACUGCUCACCGGAUAAAUAUGCAUGCUUGAACCAUGCCAAACUACUCUGUUCUUGUUCUUGGGGUGCUAAAUUUUUUCUUUUUCGUUAUGAAAUCUCCGAGUUAAACAUAUUAGUUGAUGCUUUGGAAGGGAAGCUAAGUGCAGUAUACCGUUGGGCAAGACUAGAUCUGGGAUUGUCUUUGAGUUCGUACGUGGCCAAAGAGCCUAAAGUCACUGGGCUUGUUGAUACACUAUCUUCCAAAUCCACAGCUCUGGUAGUACCAAAUGAGGCAAAUCAGAGACUGUCCACUGAAUCCCUAAAAGAGGAGAGAGAUGAAACGCAAAAAGGGACUCCCUCUUUGGAUUCAUUUACUGUAAAAGACAAGCCAUCUUCACAUAGUUCAACUCUGGUGGCUAAGGUAGACCAAAAAGAAGGAUCAGAAAAGUUGGUUUCUGAUAGAAAAACUCCCAAUUGUGAGCUGUCUCAAGUGGGUAAGUGUAUAGGCAAACUUGUAAUAAAGAAGGCUCCCAAUCCUGGCGAUGAUAUCAUACUUAUCAGUAAUGACGACGAACACGAGCUUAAGAUAAAUCACGGGAGAGUGAAGGAUUCUCCUGAAAAGCAUAGAGUCUGCCCAAGCAAUGGUGUUAAUUUGGGCUGUAUGAAGUCUGAUAAUGCUCAAUCUGAAACGCUUAAAAAACCCACUCUGGUUAACCAUUUUUCACACGUAGUUACGUCUUCAGACGAAGAUGUUAAUAAGCAAAAUGGAAAUUGUAUUGUAAAAAAUGUAGAUGGCCAUUCCCAACAGAAGCUGCCAAGUGAGAAUCACUCCAAUAAUGAAGAUGUGUUUAAAAAAAUAGAUGUAGAUGACAAUUCAAGACCAGUGGAUGGUGCCCAUAGUUUGUCUCCUUUUUCACAAAGUAAUUUGGACAGAUAUUUUCGGCAAAAGGGUCCCCGCAUUGCUAAAGUGGUGAGGAGAAUCAAUUGCAAUGUCGAGGUACUGAACUAUGGAGUUGUCCAUAAUGGAAACUUAUGGUGCGAUAGUCGGGCAAUAUACCCCAGUGGAUUUAGGAGCCGUGUCAGAUACAUUGAUGUUUUAGAUCCAUCAAGCACGUGCUAUUAUGUUUCUGAGAUUCUAGAUGCAGGACGAGAUGGGCCUUUGUUUAUGGUUUCAUUGGAGCAUUGCAAAAGUGAAGUUUUUAUCCAUGUAUCGGCUGUCAGAUGUUGGGAACUGGUUAGGGAGAGAGUGAAUCAAGAGAUCAGUAAGCAGCAUAAGUUGGGAAGGGCGAAGCUUCCUCCACUGCAGCCACCUGGGAGUCUUGAUGGCAUGGAGAUGUUUGGCUUUUCCACACCAGCAAUUGUGCAGGCGAUUCAAGCUAUGGACCAAAGCCGAGUAGCUUCGGAGUAUUGGAAAUCAAGACCACUAAUGCAGUUUCCCCAGUUCUCUCCAUCUCGAAUCAAAUCAAAACCCAAAACAGAGGAGGGUAUUGAUGACCGGGAAGCUGGCAAAUACGAGACAAUACUCAACAGCUUGUUUAAGAAGGCCAACUCUGAAGAACUUCAAGCACUGUAUAGGGUACUAAGUAGCAACACCUCCUCAGAUGAUCAAUCCUUAGUGGGUCAGCGUCUUGGCGAGGAGAUUCACAGGCGAGGUAAAUAGUACUUUUCUUUUUUCUUCUAACGACGACUUUGUAGCUCUGUAAAUUCUGUUGUCUCCCCUUUUAGGUCUGAUACGAACGGAUCAUCAAUACUGAUUUUGUGUUUCCUUAUAGAUCUGUUCAUGGCUUGUAGAGUAGAGUUAGGUUCCAUUAAAUCUCUUGAGUUUAUGCUUUCACAUUGUUUCAAAUUCAUACCUUAUCACAUUGUUUCUUUUUUCUUUUUUUAACCUGUAGAAACUCAUUAACUUUACACCCCUUCAAUGUAAUGAAACUAUAAGAUUAUU